Phytophthora sojae is the source of this 5517-nucleotide messenger RNA. RefSeq lists its product as hypothetical. Lineage: Eukaryota; Oomycota; Peronosporomycetes; Peronosporales; Peronosporaceae. The record is from RefSeq and is a predicted model, not a curated record. Bases 1 to 5517 code for a protein of 1838 amino acids. The transcript is spliced from 16 exons.
AUGACAAGCAACCUGUGCCUCCCUGCUACUGCUGGACCUGUAUUACAGACUCCGUCCCGUGGUCGCCUCGAUGGAGACCAAGUUCGAAGUGCCUGCACUGCCGUCAACACGAAAAAGGCGUACCGAAGCUAUUUAAAGGGCAUAUCUACCUGGGUUCGCGCCACUUGGCAGGAUGCCGAAGAAUUCUUCUGCGAGGACGGCAGCCUUAACCUCGGCGUGUUCCUGCCUACGCACUUCGAAGCGUUCCUGCUGCAUAAAAUGAAUGCGGGCAGCGUCAAAGUGUCGACACAGAAAGGGCUCAAGCGAGUGGAGGCGGAUGAAGACCAAGCGGGGCGCUCGCGUCGAGUCGGCAAGGAGCCGCUGACGCUCUCUCUGUACGGGGAGCUGGCCAAGCGCACGCUAGCUUUGAGUGACAACGGUACGUGGAUGCGCCCUACUGGUAUACCCCCACACGUCGAGCUUUUUGAGCAGCACAUGAAGACGCGACAGGCGCUGAACCAUCUCCCGGAUCUACUGCUGGACGGAUUUGCUAUGCUACUGGACGAGAAAUGCAAUCUGCCGGCUCGAGGAAAGAUGGUGAAGCUCUUCUGCGCGAUCGUUGGUGCGGCGGGCAGUGCGUUUCCUGUGGACAUUGACGCGGGUCAGUCGGCGGGAGACUUGAAGAAGGCGAUCAAGGCGGAGAAGACGAACAAGUUGAAGGACAUCGAUGCAGGUGACCUGCAGCUCUUCCUGGCGAAGAAAGACGAGGGCCGCGGCGCGUGGCUGCCAGACGACGACCAAGCUGCGCUGGAUCUGGAGGACGGAAAGAUUCAUGAGGACAUUCAAGCGUUGAUCGAUGGAGAGAAGAUGAAGGCGACGAAGACUUUGCAGCACUGGUUGUUCGAGAAGAACGAGAUGCCUCCACCCUCUACCGAUCAGAUCCACGUGCUGGUGGUGGUUCCGGAGCAAGAACACGCACAAACUGGAUUGUGGCUUGUCACUGGAUCCGUUGACAACGCGCUGAACACGAAAGGGAUUCGCUGCAAACUGUACUGGAUGGCGACGUUACGCAUUGGAUACUACGAUCCUACGCGCUGCAUCGGCAACAAGAAUCGCGUCUUCUACUGCGACUACGUUCCAGACGAUUCGGAAUCUCCUCAAAACACAGUUUCAUCGAUAUCGUUGACUACAAGCGUUUCGAAUCUGGACUCAUCGACUGACGAGUUUCGUUUUCAGCGGAUUGAGGACGAGAAGUUCUUCCUACCGUACGGCAAGGCAGAAAGCUGCCAUUUGGUGUCGAGAAAGCAAAGCAGAGACCACAAACGGGAAUUCGCCAAGUACGAUCGCGACUCAAACAACAGGCUUGCGCUUUCUCGCGAAAUGCAUGGUUGGUUCGACGGUAUGAGCAUUGAGGUUCCCAUCGUCAACAUGCUACCCGGAUCUGUUGAAGAGAAUCAAUCCAUUGGCACCAGACGCAAGGUCGAGGUCUUCGUGAAGGUUCUGGAUGCUCAGUGCACAGAUCGCGUUUUCAGUCGUUUGAAAGGAGGAUCAACCAGGACGGACGAUCCGCUCAUGAUGAAGACGUUUGUUCACGAAGACAGUAAGUACCGCUUCUACCAAGGCAAGAACAUGGAGUCGCACCUCUACGAGGGAAUUCAGCCUGCUGAGUUCUACGACAAGCUCGAGAACGUGCUCGCAACCCAGAAGUCUGCCUUCAAGACUCGCUACUUCCACCCGAAUAUUAGCAACACGUCUGUAUUUAGCACUCCUGUAGCUAUCAACAGCAAGGCUGAUAUUCGUAAGAAGGUGAUCUCGGAGAUUCGCUCCAUGGAGUUGGCUGACAAGCUCAACUACCCCAGCUCCGGGUACAUGGUGAAGGGGAUUACUGGCUUCAAAAUCUAUAUCUACCAACGCGACCAUGCUCUGGGUGAUGGCGAGGCUGUCAUUCCUAAGGCGAUUCGUGAUAACAAGCACGUCAUCAACUUCCCCAAGACGAACAACAAGUGUGACUUCCACUGCAUUGCUUUUCACAAGCAGGAGGGAGCCAAGAAGGAUCCUCGCAGAAUCCAGGCUCUGGUGAAACAAGCCUUCAAGCAGUACUGUUCGUACAAAGAGAUCACCUACACUCUGGGUCGGUUCCGCAAUUUCAAGCCUAUCGACAUUCUCCAAUUCGAUGGGCUUGAGGAGUGCUUCAAGCUGAACAUCAACGUCUUCAACAUGGAUGUUGAGACGGGCAAGGUUGAAUGCAUUCGCUGCUCGGACAAGGACUAUGAUUCGAUCAACAUCCUGUCGCACGAGAAUCACGCUCUCUACAUCACGAACGUUGAUAUGCUCCAGCAGAAGUACCAAUGCUCUACGUGUGAGAUGGUGUUUGUUAGCUCUGAUAAGCUACGCAACCACACUAAGAACCAAUGCGAACUCGUGAACAUCGAAUCGUUCCCAGCUCAGCCAACCAUCUACCAACCCGCUCCGAACAGCAUUCGUUCCAUGCUGACUAAGUACUCCAUCAAGGAUGCUGACCAUUACAUCGAUCACUUCAUUGUCUAUGAUUUUGAGGCUAUCCUCAAGCCUACGGGUGUCAAAAACGGAGAGAAUACUAUCUUCACAAACGAACACAUUCCUGUGUCUGUUUCCGUGGCCGACAGCUUGACUGAGGAGGUGCGAUGCUGUGUCAGCGAUGACCCGAAGAAGUUGCUCAAGGAUAUGUUCCAGUACAUCAAGAAAGUUGCGGCUAAGAUUCAGCAGUACAACGUCUCGAAGUACGAGUCUUUGCUCCGCAAAAUCAUCAACGUCCAUGGUUUGACUGACGCUGAGGUUCCUGGUCUAGACUUGGGUAAGACGUACAAGACGAAUGAUGUCAAUGUUUGGAUUCAGAACGGGGAGUUUGCUUGUUUCUUCGAUUUCCACAGCAAGCUCACAUUCGGUAAGAAGCGCUCGCAUUAUGGCAAGCUGAAGCAGUGCAUUGGUCAGGUACCAGUAUUCGGAUUCAACUCUGGACGCUACGACAUCAACCUUAUCAAGGCGGACCUGUUUGCAGUCAUCGGUACUGACAACAUCACAUCAGUCAUCAAGAACCCUAGCUACAUGUGCAUCGCCACGUCAGACAUGAAAAUGCUUGACAUCAGCAACUAUGUUCCGGCAGGCACCAGCUAUGCAAAGUACUUGUCGACAUAUCUCGGUGAGUGCAAGUGCGAUGACAAGAUUCGAUGCGUCUGUGGCCUAGGAAAAGGCAUCUUCCCGUACGAGUACAUUACUUCAUUUGACGUACUCAGUCAGCCGGAAGUCCCUCCUAAGUCGGCGUUCGACAGUGCUCUUCGUAGCACUAGCAUCAGCGAUGAGGACUAUGUGCGGGUACAGUUCGUCUGGGAACACUAUGGCAUGAAGUCAAUCAAGGAUCUACUCAUUUGGUACAACAACCUCGAUGUAGUACCCUUCAUCAAGACCAUCAAAGCCCAGCGAGAACUAUUCAAACGUUUCGAACUUGAUAUGUUCACUGAUGGUUUGUUGCUACCUGGUCUCUCUGAGAAAUUCAUGUAUCAGACGUGCUUCAACAACCUCCAGCAACCAAAACACCUCAACGACUUGCUAGAGCGACAAAAGUACCUGUGUGGGCUAUGCUACAAGCAACUCACAGCUGAUACUGCCUCGGCUGACCGAAUCAAUAACAAGCUCGGACACAUCGAUGGUAAUAUCUUGAUCAGCUGUGUGGGAUGCAAUGUUGCUCGCAAGAACAUGUCGCUAAAGGGCUUCCGCCACAAGAAGCUACUUGAAUUCAACUCAGACAGGUUGGUGUACAGUAUCGAUAGAGAGGAGAAGGACAUCUACACCAAGAUGAAGGCGAACAUUGCUGGUGGUCCUUCUAUCAUCUUCAACAGAUACGCGAACGCAACGAGACCAAGAUUCGACGGGAUCUUUGGCUUCCUCGAGUGUGAUAUCCGUACACCAGAGCACCUCAAACCCUACUUCAGUGAAAUGACCCCAAUUUUCAAGAACACCCUUAUCGACUGCAGCGAUCGGAGUGUCAUCGGUCAGCACAUGUUCGAGUACAACGAGGAGCGCAAGCAAAACCGAGCAAAGCCGGCUCGCAAACUCAUCGGGAGCUACUUUGGUGAGAAGAGCCUCAUUUAUGCACCGCUACUCAAAUGGUACAUUUCUCAUGGUAUGGAGAUCACCAAGACUUACAGCUUCAUCAAGGCUAGCUCUCACAAGGCAUUUGCACCAUUCAUGGAAGCCGUAUCGAGCGCGCGACGAGAGGGUGAUGAAAAUGUUAAAUCCAUCUGUAAGAUCAUUAUUGAGAAGAUGAUGAAACUGGUUGGGAAUAGUGCGUUUGGUCGAUCUGGCAUGGACAUGAGCAAGCACAAGGAGGUCAGGUAUGAGUCGGACGAUAAGGCAAUCAAGGCCAAGAUUGAGCACUUCACCUUCCAUGGAAUGGAAGAGCUGAAUGAUUCAUGUGAAUUCACUAUGAAGAAGCGAAAGUUCAACAAUAAGAACCCAAUUCGUCUAUCGAUUGCAAUCUAUCAGCUCGCUAAGCUCCGUAUGUUGCAAUUCUACUAUGAUUGCAUUGACUUCUACUUCGACCGUUCGGAAUUCCAGUACCAAGAAAUGGACACAGACUCGGCUUAUAUUGCGUUCAGCUGUGAGAAGCCAUUCGUUGAGUGUAUCAAGCCCGAGCUUCGUUUGUUCAAGGAUGAGUGGUCUGGUGAUGCUAUGGUAUCACUGUCCGCUAAUAACUACAUUGGCUACCUUCCAGACGAAUCUUACAAGGUCAAGGUUUCAGCGAAGGGAGUCCAGCAGAGUGGUGGCCGCAAUGGCGACGUCCUCAACCCAGAUGGCUUUGAAUCAGUUGUUCGCGAUCGCAUCACGCUACAGGGCACCAACAAGGGGUUUAGACUCAGUAAAGAGACCUUAUACCAGAAGGCUAAAGAACUGGAGCCGAAGAUUACGAUGAAAAUCGUCACGGAAUGGUACUCAAACCAGAGCGAUAUUCAGCGAUUUCAGGAGCAGAAGAAGCGAUACGAUAGUUCCGGAGGCAGCUAUGGUGACAAUAGCGACCUCAACGUCGCUGAGUUGAAAGCUAUCAUGAAGAACCUCAUCAUUCAUGAUCGUCCCCAGAAGACCCAAGCCGCUGUGUGGGCUACUGACCUCGACAAGUCGACCAAGAAACAGUUCCAGAGCCCCUUCGAUAGCUCUCCAUACACGCUUCAGCCCGGGUCGUCGAUUCGCAACUUUAACGUUCGUAUUGGCUCGACUCAGGUGUUCGAUAUCAGUCAUGACUAUGAUUUCCACCACUUUACCAACGAAAUUGCUAAGAUUUCAGCGAUUAACGGAGAUCUAACCCCUGAGCUCGUAAGUGGUCUACUUGACUAUCAGACGUGGUCGCUCACAAACCGCAUGCUUAUUGCCGAUGUCAGUCGCCUGACUGAGCGCGAUGUACCUCAGGCUAUUCAGAUCCAAGCUCGACGAUACAAUGGUGGCAGGAUCUGGCUGUGCGUGGAGAACUCGACCGUGACGAAGGCUUUCGGAGUGGGUGGCAAGUAG